Molecule: messenger RNA, 1137 nt
Organism: Hansenula anomala
Lineage: Eukaryota; Fungi; Ascomycota; Saccharomycetes; Phaffomycetales; Wickerhamomycetaceae
Gene: RTK1
Product: putative serine/threonine protein kinase RTK1
Exons: 1
Coding region: 1-1137 (378 amino acids)
Biological process (GO): protein phosphorylation; intracellular signal transduction
Molecular function (GO): protein serine/threonine kinase activity; ATP binding
Source: RefSeq, a predicted model, not a curated record
AUGUCUUCACAAGGAAGUACACCUCCUCCACCAAAUGGUGCUUAUACAACAGCUUCAUCUGCUGCUUCAAAUAAAUUAUUAUUUGGAACUGAUAAUGCUGGAGAAUUAUUGGAAAAAUAUGGUAUACCUGGUAAAGUUUUAGGUGAAGGUGCUGGUGGUUCAGUUAGUGUUGUUGAACGUAGUGAUGGAAAAUUAUAUGCUGUUAAAAAAUUUAGACCAAAAAAUGAUCGAGAAUCUGAAGCUGAUUAUUCUAAAAAAGUUACCUCGGAAUUUUGUAUUGGUUCAACUUUAAAACAUCAAAAUGUUAUUGAAACUUUAGAUAUGUUGAAAGAAGGUUUAAAUUUUCUUGUUGUUAUGGAAUUUGCACCUUUUGAUUUUUUCACAAUUGUUAUGAGUGGAUUAAUGACAAAACAUGAAAUUUUUUGUUGUUUUAAACAAAUUACAAAUGGUACUUCAUAUUUACAUUCAAUGGGGUUAGCUCAUCGUGAUUUAAAACUAGAUAAUUGUGUUGUUUCAAAUCAAGGUAUUAUUAAAUUGAUUGAUUUUGGUUCUGCAGUGGUUUUCAAAUAUCCUUAUGAAAAUGAAAUUGUUAGAGCAAAGGGAGUUGUUGGUUCAGAUCCUUAUUUAGCUCCAGAAGUUUUAACUGAAAGGUAUUAUGAUCCAAGACCUGUUGAUGUUUGGUCAAUUGCUAUAAUGUUUUGUUGUAUGACUUUAAGAAGAUUCCCAUGGAAGGCUCCAAAGCAAACUGAUAAUUCAUUUAAAUUAUUUUCCACAAAACCUGAAAUUAAUCCAGAAAAUCCAAAUCAUAAAUCAAGAUCAAAAGGUCCUUAUAGAUUAUUAAGAUUAUUACCUCAUGCAUCAAGAGAUUUAAUUGCAGCAAUGUUGCAGUUAAAACCUGAAGAUCGUUUAUUAAUUGAUCAAGUUGUUAAUAAUGAAUGGUUUAAAUCUAUAGAGUGUUGCCAAGUUGGACAAGAUGGUGAAUUGGUUACAAAACCUGAAAACCAUAAACAUCAUUUAGUUACUGAAGAUGAAUUAAAUGAAAUACAGAAGAAAAAAGAACAACAAAAGAAACGAGAAGAGGAAAGAAUCAAUAAUGAAAGACAAAACCAAUCAACUACUGUUAAAGUUGAAGGAUGA